GCCGUGGCGUCACGGAGCGCGACGGUGACGUCACGGCGGCGGCGCUCACUGCGGUGCCGUAACGGCGCUGCCGCCGCAUGGCCUGGCGCAGCUCGGGGGCCAGGCCACCGUCACGGGGGGGCCGCCCGGGGCUCCUCUCGCCGCCCGGGCCCCGCAGCCUCCUGUCUCCUCCCCUGAGGGUCGCCGCCACCACCCUGGCCUUCUGCGAGCGCCAAGCCCGGGCCGCUACCCACACAGCCCUCACUGACAGCCGCCAUCGCCGCGGUCUCCACUGCCGGCAGCAGUUCGCGCGGGCCGUAGGCACUAAACCGGGGAGAGAGCAACCGGCUCUGUGCUUCCCGAGGUGCUCUGAGCACCAGCGGGGCGCUGCCCGCCACAGGCGACCACAGGGGCUUUGCUGAGGCGGGCAGCGCGGGCACUGGAGCGGGGCCCGGGUGUGAGCGCGGUGCCGCGGCAGCCCACGACCUGCAGCAGCCACCGGGCCCGCGCACAGCCCAGCGCCCCUGGAGAGAGUCCCGGGGCCAGCCCCGAGGCGGAGCAGGCCCCGGGGCACGGCCCCUCGGGAGGCGGAGCGCGGCGCGCAGCGGGCGGGCAGCCACGGGCAGGCUUCCAGCCGGAGCGUUGUGCGGCGUGCGGGGAGCGGGUGCGGUGUCGCCAUCGCCAUGUCGCGGCUGCACCAGAACAGGAUCGCGGAUUUUCAGGAGGUGCUCGGCGAACCCACGGUGGCUUUGGCCAAGCUCCGUGAGCUCUGUUUCAGCGGGAUUCCCUUUGAUGGAGGACUCCGCUGCCUCUGCUGGAAGAUCCUCCUGAACUACCUCCCUUUAGAAAAGGCCUUAUGGAGCUCCUUGCUGAAGAAACAGAGGGAUCUUUACUCCCAGUUCCUAAAGGAAAUGAUUAUUCAGCCUGGGAUUGCCAAAGCCAACCUGGGUGUCUCGAGGGAAGAUGUGACCUUAGAAGAUCAUCCACUCAACCCCAGCCCAGACAGCCGCUGGAACACCUACUUCAAGGACAACGAAGUGCUGCUGCAGAUAGACAAAGACGUCAGGCGGCUGUACCCUGACAUGGCCUUCUUCCAGCGCCCUACCGACUACCCCUGCCUGCUGGUGCUGGACCCCCAGAGCGAGUUUGAGACGCUGCGGCGGCGAGUGGAGCAGACCACGCUGAAGGCACAGCCUGUGGCACGCAGCCGCAGCGGCCUCACCAACGUGAGCUCCCCUCUGAAGGCAGCUCCCAGCUCGCUCAGCGAGUACGAGGUCCUGCCCAACGGCUGCGAGGCUCACUGGGAGGUGGUGGAGAGGAUCCUCUUCAUCUACGCCAAGCUGAACCCUGGCAUCGCCUAUGUGCAGGGCAUGAACGAGAUCGUGGGGCCUCUCUACUACACCUUUGCUACAGACCCCAACAGCGAGUGGAAAGAGCAUGCUGAGGCAGACACCUUCUUCUGCUUCACCAACCUCAUGGCUGAGAUUCGGGACAACUUCAUUAAGAGCCUGGAUGAUUCCCAGUGUGGCAUCACCUACAAAAUGGAGAAGGUCUACUCGACCCUGAAGGAAAAGGAUGUGGAGCUGUAUUUGAAGCUGCAAGAGCAGAACAUCAAGCCCCAGUUCUUCGCCUUCCGCUGGCUGACGCUGCUGCUGUCGCAGGAGUUUCUGCUGCCCGACGUCAUCCGCAUCUGGGACUCGCUCUUCGCCGAUGCCAAGCGCUUCGACUUCCUGCUGCUCGUCUGCUGUGCCAUGCUGACACUAAUCCGGGAUCAGUUGCUGGAAGGAGACUUCACCCUGAACAUGAGGCUGCUGCAGGAUUAUCCCAUCUCAGAUGUUCACCUGAUUCUGAAGAAGGCAAAGGAACUUCAGGAUUCCAAAUAGUCCAUGAGCCCAACAGAAAGUGUCAGAGAAACUGUGGGCCCAGGAGGUGCCUCCAUGCAGUGUGGUGCAUUACAGCUCCUAGUGGUCUCUGCAGGACUUGGGGUUUUGUGUUUGGGCUGCUGGCCACUUUGGAGAGUUCCUUCUACUCUAUUUAUUAGGUCAAGGACUGAUUACUUCCCCAUCUACUUGAGUCCUGCACUCCAGAUCUUUUUCAAAUCUCAGAUGCAUCUGUGCUGCCAAAAACAGCUCUUUGUGAUUGUUGUCAUGACUUUAUGGCUGGGGAGAAAGAAACCCUCUGUGCACGCCCCUGCAGCAGUACUUGGAGCAGUGCUAGUGGGGAAGGGCCAGGCUGAGACCAGUGGAUUUUGAUUGGUGAGCACAAAGGAUCCUCCUGCUCUGAACGGGAUUUGUUCCAGCAACGUCACAGCCCCAGGACUCUUCUCCCUUGUGUCUGCACUUGGCCAUCCCUGGGUGUGCAAAGACUGCCUUAGUUUCUGGUGACUGCCAUCUGACACCUGCCAGUUUGGACCCUUUUGCCCAGGAGAGAGACCUUGAGAAUCUGAGAUGGGAGAACGAGGCUACAGCUGGUGGCUUUGUGCACUGAAGCUGCCUGGAUCCAGAGUUGCCUUAGCAGCAGGGGCUCCUGGAGAGCAGCCCCGUGGUGGCUUUCAUCACUUGGUGCAGUUUGAAGCCAAGCCUUACUACACACAGCCUUAGAGCGGGUGCUGCAGGGGGGCUGGCACUGAUUGCCUGGCACUGAACUGGAGCCUGCCCAGCCACAGCCAGGCUUCUGAGCUACAAGAAGCAAGCACCAAGUCCCUGCCUUGAGGACAGAUGUGGCACAGGGGGUCUGCCCUGUGCCUGCAGAAUGUUACCCUGCACAAGCUCUGGUCACAGGAACCUUGACAUUGUCUCGUAGGACUUUUUGCCAGGAAGAGACGUGGCACAGGUCUGGCCUGUGCAGGAGUCCUUUUCCGUUGUGAUCCCAGCUUCCUGCUGGGGCUGAUCCACUUUUUGGUGUCCUGGUCCUGUUGAGUCACAGCCCUGGGUCAGACACUUGUCCCUGCUGAGAGGGAGGGUGCUGCAGGUUAGAGUGGAGCCGGCUCAGAUGAAGAUCAACAUGAGAGAGCUGCUGGCAGCA
Molecule: messenger RNA, 3003 nt
Organism: Pogoniulus pusillus (Red-fronted tinkerbird)
Lineage: Eukaryota; Metazoa; Chordata; Aves; Piciformes; Lybiidae
Gene: TBC1D13
Product: TBC1 domain family member 13
Exons: 12
Coding region: 663-1862 (399 amino acids)
Biological process (GO): activation of GTPase activity; intracellular protein transport
Molecular function (GO): GTPase activator activity
Source: RefSeq, a predicted model, not a curated record